Molecule: messenger RNA, 580 nt
Organism: Ichthyophthirius multifiliis
Lineage: Eukaryota; Ciliophora; Oligohymenophorea; Hymenostomatida
Exons: 3
Biological process (GO): translation
Cellular component (GO): cytosolic small ribosomal subunit; ribosome
Molecular function (GO): structural constituent of ribosome
Source: RefSeq, a predicted model, not a curated record
AAUAAAAAGAAAAAAUGGAAAAUUAACACGAAAGAGCAUUUUAAAAAUAAGACGGAAUAUUUUUGAAUUCAAAAAAAGUUUUAUAAAAAAAAACUUCAACUGGCGUCAGAUACUAUAAAAAUAUUGGCUUAGGAUUCAAAACCCCAAAAGAAGCAAUUGAUGGUCAUUAUAUAGACAAAAAAUGCCCUUUCACAUCUAACCUUUCAAUUAGAGGAAAACUUAUUAAGGGUUUAGUUAUUUCAACUAAAAUGAACAGAACUGUUAUUAUCAGAAGAGAUUAUUUACAUUAUGUAAGAAAAUACAAUAGAUAUGAAAAGAGACACAGAAAUAUUGCUGUCCAUGUUUCACCAUGCUUUUAAGUUAAAGAAGGUGAUAUUCUUGUUGCUGGAUAAUGCAGACCUAUCUCUAAAACUGUCAGAUUCAAUACACUUUAAGUUUACCCAAAUGAAAUUGUAGGUUCAGUAAGAAAAUAAUUCUUACUCUUCUGAAAUAAUAUUAUUAAUUGAAAUAUAUAAAUACUAUUAAAAACAUAGUUAAUAUAUUUUUAAACAAUUAAAUUUAUUUAAACAUUUUAAAUUAU